Messenger RNA from Planococcus citri (citrus mealybug), 6470 nucleotides. RefSeq names its product myb-like protein AA. NCBI's taxonomy places the organism in Eukaryota, Metazoa, Arthropoda, Insecta, Hemiptera, Pseudococcidae. Gene Ontology annotation, biological process: cellular response to hormone stimulus; positive regulation of transcription by RNA polymerase II. Bases 955 to 5910 code for a protein of 1651 amino acids. The transcript has 21 exons. Gene Ontology annotation, cellular component: nucleus. The record is from RefSeq and is a predicted model, not a curated record. Gene Ontology annotation, molecular function: nuclear receptor binding; protein dimerization activity.
CUUCCAUCGGGUGUCUCGCUGUGUUCGAGCUUCCAUCGUUACAGAGUUAGUGUAUCGUAGUCACAAAGUUGCCGAUUGUCUUAGCCUGUGCUGUGUGCCUAGCUCUCUUAACAGUCUUAUUCGUCGACUCCCAACUUUUCUGCACUUUUCCUCGUGUUUUUGUUUUUGUUUACGGUACUUUUUGUUUAAUACUCUAUAGUUCGGUGUGCGUCGCUGUAUAGUUUUGCUAGUGCUCGGUUUACCGACGAUUUUCACUUUACUGUGAUGAUAUUUCGAUGGAUUUGCUACGUAAUCGAGUCGACUAGCAAGUUUUAAUUAUGAUAUUUUUGCGUAAUAAGCAACUAGACUUUUGUUUCCUCUCGCCUACUGAUACCUAUUGGUAUAACGGAGGUUAAGAAAUCGCGCUUUUUUUUCGGAUGUGAUUUCGAUUUCGACUUUUGCGUUUGCGGUUUCCAAUUCCCCAAGCUCUGGCCAUCGACUCGACUGUUGUAUUAAUAACCAGCAGGAAUAGCCAGCAGACUUGGUGAACAUCACACGUACACGUGUACGCAUAAUUAACUGUGUACGACUGUACGUAUUUCAUACGAGAAGUGACUCGCGUAUGUGUGUAUCUCUCUCUGUAUAUUUAUACUGUUUCGAUAGCAAUGACCAAACGAUAUCAUUAAUAUUAAUAGUAUAUUAUGUGGCGAAUCCGAUACCUAUUCUAUUCUGAAAUCUGAAUUGUGUUAUUCGUCGUAGUACGUGUUCUGUGUGCGUGUGGUGCUUUCUGUGUUAUCGAAUUACUUAUACUUAUGAAACGCGAACGUAUAGUGUAAAUUUUAUUACCGGAUUAGUACCAUAAUAACGUGCCCAGCUAUAUUGUUUCAAUUCGCGACCACUGCAGUCUGCAGGCAGCCUAAAACGACAACUGGUUUACCAAAUACCUAUUAACACUGGAUCAAUGCGGGUAGGCAAAUGUUGCAGAAUUUCUCCAUUAUCAAUCCUGCUCAUUACUCUGUUAUCGUUGACGAUAUCGCCAUCGCCGACGACUUGCACAGUAUAAGGGCUAUACGAAAUAACGCCAUAGCUGACACCGUUGUAUGGGGUAAAAGAAAUAAGUGCCUUAAUGAAAAACGUCGCCGAGAACAAGAGAAUAUCUUUAUAGAAGAGCUGGCCGAGUUAAUCUCCGUCAGCUUUUCGGACAUGAACUCCUUGUCUGUGAAGCCGGACAAGUGUGCCAUCCUACAAGAAACUGUCCAUCAGAUUCGUAACAUUAAACAGCAACAACAACAAGGGCAAGAGCUGCAACAGCAACAAAACCAGCCGAAUCAACAGAGCGUUGUUAGUACGGAUGAUAUUCAGCAAGGCGAAGUUUCAUCUUCAAAACCUACAGUAUUAUCUCAGGCGGUUUUCGGUCCUUUAUUAUUAGAAGCAUUGGAGGGGUUCGCGUUCCUUUUGAACCAGGAAGGAAAAGUGGAGUAUGUGACUGAUAACGUUUCGCAGUUUAUUAAAUACAGUAAAGAUGAAAUAUUAGGAAAGAAUAUUUACAAUAUUAUUCAUCCUCACGAUCAUGGUAAAUUCUCAACCAUCUUGUUACCUACAUCCGUUGGAAACUGGUCUCAAAGCGGAUCCGGCAGCGGUGCUAAUCAACAGCCAAAACAUCGCCCUUUUAAUUGCAAAUUCUUGAUUAAAUAUUCCGACGACAGCGACGAAUCGGUCGUCGAUAACAAAGAACAUACCAGUAAUUACGAUCAAGUGCAGAUCUCAUCGACAUUAUCGAAAGGAGAAGGCACAUACGUCUCGUUUCAGAUCUCAUCGACGUUGUUGAAAAGUGACGGCGUAUCGGGCAGCAACGGCGGAAACUGCAAUAAUGAAAUUAGUUCGGAGUGCGUCGAAAUGGGUCCAGGUUUAAUCUGCGUAGCCAGACGAAUACCGACUACCGAAAAACAUAUGAGCCCAGCCGUCGAACAAUUCACGACUAAAUUAGAUCCUCAGGGAAAGAUCAUCGGUAUCGAUACUAGCGGCGUAUCGUCGACGUAUUCGUUAUAUUUAAAUAAGGAUUUAAAAGGUAAAGCUCUCCAAGAGCUGUGUUACACAACUGAUUUGUAUAAUUUAACUUCUCAUCUGAAAGAAGUGCAUCAAAAUGAAAAAGCUACUAGUAAGAUUUACCGAUUGAUGAUAUCGCCGGAGAAAUACCUGCAUAUUCAAACGAAUUCUAGAUUAUUCAGAGCUACCCCUGGAUCCGGCGAGCCGGAUUUUAUUAUGGCUGCGCAUUCUAUAAUUAGCGAAAACGACGUAUGCCAAUUGAUCGAAUCAGCAACGCUGAAUCCGCGCCAGUCGUCUUCGCUGGGUGGCGGCCCGAUGAUGAACGCGUUAAACGGACGCCUAUCCGCAGUUACCACGCCGGAUAACUCGAACGCUAUGACGCUUAAUAAUAAUAAUAACAAUAACAGCAGCAGCAGCAACAACAAUAAUAAUAAUAACAACAACAACAAUAACAACAAUUCGGAUUAUUCGGCUAUGUCCGAUAUGAGCAUGCACGAUUUUGAUUUCUUUUCGAGACCUGAUUACGACAUGGAAGACAGAACGCCGUGGUCCGAUAGGCCGGAAAGCAGGCAUAGCAUGAACUCGGCUCCUAGUCCAAUGUUCAGUCACCCAAGUCCGGCGCCUACUGCGCCUUCGACGCCGUUUGGCGCAUCGUUACCGUUCAGUCCGCUCGACAACGACAUGAAGGACAACAAAGAUAUGAUUAUGGCCGAAGUGAAUAACAUGAACGACAGCUGCGAGUCAGCCAGACUGCGUAAUCUAUUGACCACCAAGAAAUCCAACAGUCAGCAAGACAACGACGACCAGAAAAAUAACCGAAACAAACAGAUAUUAGAGAAUUUACUCAAUCCUCCCGAAGGCGUCAUGGAUAUCGACGGUGCCGACGCCGGACCUAGUCCGAAGCAGCGUCGAGUAACUACGCCGUCUUCGAUGAACAGCAAUUCCGAUUCGUCGUCGUAUCAGAAAAGCGGCGGUGGAUCCAAUACCAUGCUUUUAACGCAGUUGUUGAAUAAGAAACCAUUACCUGAUAGCGAAGACACCGAUACGAAAACCACCGAAUAUUUACAUCAAAUACUUAAGGAUGGAAAUGGAAAUCAGAUGAUGAUGGAGCAAGAGCUACAACAUCAGCAACAAGUACACCAGCAGUUGCAGCAAUCCGUCCAUCGAAUACCAAACGAGGACACUAUACUGGAAGGUAUAGGAUUCCUGUCCAGCCCAUCGUCUCCGCCGGGAGGUUCGCGACUUCGUAAACGACCCAGCGAAGAAUUGGACGAGAACGGUAUACCGUCAAAACGGAACUCGAAGCUGGACUCGAUACCGCCUCCUCCGCCUGUUUCGAUUGCUAACAGCAAGCUGCGCGAAAAGAAUAAAACGCUUUUACAGCUCUUGGCCAAAGAACCUUCCAAGAAGCCCGAACCCAUACCACACCUUCCGCCUUCUGUUAUCUCAGCCAAACCUCAGGAUAGAUUACCAAAAAUUGUUAUCACCACUGCCUCGUCAGUAUCUCGACCGACGACUUCUGUCUGGGCUACGAGUAAUUCGCAACAGCAACAACAACAGUUACCCGGUCAAAUACGUAUGACAGCUCAACAGCAGCGUGCGCCCACCUCGAAUCUACCGUCUCGCGGUGGUUUCCUCAACGAACUGCUGCAGUCGAGCCAACAACAGCAGCAAAUGCAACAGCAACAGCUGCAGCUGCCGCAUCAGCUAAGGGACCAGAUGAAGAUCUCGAAUAAUAAUAACAUUUUACAGUGGGAACCGCAAAAUUCGGACGAUCACGAUUUGAACAAGCUGCUGGAUCAGUUGUUCGAAAAUGCUCCCGAUGCUAUCAGCGAAGAAAUUUCAGAUCCUAAUUUAUUAGGCUUGAUCCAUUCGGUCGAACAGAGCGAUGUAAUGAACAGCACCGAUAAUUCAAUGGGCGUGAAUAAUGUUACCUUGAACAAUGUGAUCGAUAGUAGCGCUGAAAAAAUGGCUAUCCACGCUAUAAAAAAUUCAUUCAUGUCGUACGAACAGCAGACUACCAUUUCGACCAGAAUGCAACUGCAAAUAAAUCCAUCGGUUUUGCUUCAACAUCAACAGCAGCAGCAACAGCACCAACAACAAUUACAGCAGCAGCAACAACAGCAGCAGCAGCAACAACAACAACAACAACAACAGCAACAGCAGCAGCAAAAUCAACAAGCGGCGCAACAGCAAAAACAAGCUCACUUAACGAUGAACCAACCCGGUCAACAAUUUCCACCGCCUCCGAUGUAUCAGCAACGACCUAAUCGUAUGCAGACGCAUCAGAACUCGGCUCCUCAGCUUGGCAACCGGCCGAUGACCCAGCAACAACAGUUCGCUGUAGCAACGUCCACUGGACAGCUUUCUCCGGCCCAGGUUAGUCAAGCACAGAAUCAUGCCCAAGCGUUGCAUCUUCAACAAAGAAGAUUGCUUAUGCUGCAACGACAACAGCAGAUGAUAAUACCGUCGAACGCCGCCGCCAAUAGUCAGGGGACGACGAGUCUGCAGAACAUGGAUACGUUACUGAAUAACACCGCUCCGCCGAACGUCUCGUUACAGCAGAGAUCAACGAGCUUAUCAUCGGAAGGAUCGAAUACGCAACAGCUGAGUCCCGGAGGUAGUAACAAUCCGUUGUACAAUAACACGAUGCUGACCUCGUCGCAGAUCUCACCGCCUCAACGGCAACCACCGUCGUCGCUCGCGUCACCGUAUUCGCCUCUGAAUACGAACCAUCCACAGCAAUCGUUUUCAAACCUAAAUUUCACUGGUGCUAGUAAUCAACAGGCAGUUGCUCAAUCGCAAGGUGCCCGGUUAUCGCCUUCUGGUCUUUCUCCAUUCCAAUCGCAGCUCAGUCCUAGGGUGUCUCAGCCGCAAACCACAUUUACCGGUACGUCGGUGAUGGCAUCUGGUGCUCAGCAGUCUCAAAUGCAACAGCAGAAUAAUUGGGCUUCGCAGCAGCCUCAGCAGUCUAUGGUCAAUAAUAGAAUGAGUCUGCAGCAACAACAGAAUCCUAUGCUCGAUGCGAGACUUUCGGGUGGCGUCUACACCGGUAACCGAGCCGCGUUGUUCGCUCAACAGUCUCAGAAAUCGCAGCAAGCUCAGUCACCUCAGCUAUCUCAGGUACGAGGCGGCCUAACCAGUCCGGGUCCCCGCCAGUCGCCUUUCCCGGCCGAUAUCUCGCCGACCACUGCUACCAGCUACGCGGCCGCAUCUCACGGUCAAUACAGACUGCAGCGAACCAUGAGCGUGCCCAAUUCGAACAUGGCCAAUUCGCAAGUACCACAAGGAAACAACUGCAUACGAUCGUAUUCUUCGAACACGGGCGCUUCGCUCAAUUUCAAGGAUACCUCCCAAACUCCUCCGCAUCCACCUCCUCUUUAUUCGCCCGUAAUGUAUCAACAUCACGGCGAAUCUUCUCCUUACUGUUACCCUGAUCAAUCGUUACCAAUGUAUGGGGAUAGAUCUCGAGUUACGCACUCUAGUGGUGGCAAUAAUAACGUUAGUAAUAAUAACAAUAAUAACAACGGCGUUCCCGAUUACGUCAGACAAGAAUUACGAAAUGUGGUAGCUGCCAGACGACAACAACAAGGUGAUAUGAGAUUACCUCCGUUACAAGUUGGUCCUGGCCAACAAUCGCUCGCCACCGGAUUAGAACAUCUGGGGUUGUCGCUAGAGAUGCCUAAUGAUGAUGAUAACAAAUGGGGCGGUAUGAACCCUGAUAUGACUGAAGGAUCGCCCUCGGCGGGAUUUUCGGCUAGAACUAGUCUCGACGACGUAAACUUACGAAGUGGCGUCGUUAAUAACGCGAACGCCAUGAACCAGAUGGGCAACGUCGGUGGAGGUGAGAAAGCAUCGCUGCUGCAAAAACUGCUAUCCGAGUAACGAGAGGUAAAAGGGAUAAAACCACCUUAAGACGCCGAGUCAGAGCCAGGACCACGUUCAGGGCCUGCUUUCGUUUACACUCUCGCUCUCUCGCUAACCACGUCGAAAGUUUACUUUUUUUUGAUCUCUAAAAAAAAUGUUAAUAGCGCAUUAUUAUUAUUAGUUUACUUUGUUAAUUAUGUUUUAACUUUUUAUUACGCUAUUUUAUUUACGUACGUAGUACAUUUUUACGUACGAACGUACGAAGAUAAUUCGCAAAAAUAAAAUACAAAAAAAAAUUGAUCGAGUUGACAAAAAUGAUACGCGGUAAAAGACGCUGAGAAAAAAAAAAUAGAUAAAAUGAAAAAACCACAAAAAAAAAGUUUUAUCGAUGUUGAUUAUUAUUACUUUUUUUUUUUUACAAAGUGUAAUAUGUGUCUGAAGAAACGACCCCGAAGACGAUGUUUUUUGUUUUUUUUUGUGUUUUUUUUUUCUAUUCUACGUAUACUUUGAACAUGUAGAUUUAUACGGUAAUUAAGUGUUGAAUUUUUUUUUUCAGUUUUUAUUUUCUUCAGAAAAUA